GGAGACAUUUUUGAAUGGCUUCAUUCUUCUUUUUCUCCUGUUUCCACAGAUUCUUCUAUGGGGAGAAUGGGAACAGGAAAUGACACCUCAGUGUCUGAGUUUAUCCUUGCUGGUUUAACAGACCAACCAGAGCUCCAGGUCCCUCUCUUCUUCCUGUUCCUUGGGAUCUAUGUGGUUACUGUGGUGGGGAACCUAGGCUUGAUCAUUUUGAUUGGUCUUAAUUCUCAUCUUCAUACCCCCAUGUACUAUUUCCUCUUCAAUUUGUCCUUUGUAGAUCUCUGUUAUUCCUCAUCUAUUAUCCCUAAGAUGCUUGUGAAUUUUGUGUCAGAGAAAAAUAUCAUCUCCUAUCCAGGGUGCAUGACUCAGCUCUAUUUCUUCUGUUUCCUUGUAAUUUCAGAGUCCUUCCUUCUGUCAGCCAUGGCAUAUGAUCGUUAUGUUGCUAUCUGUAAACCAUUGCUUUACAACAUCACUAUGUCCUAUCAGGUCUGCUCUCUGCUGGCAUUUAGUGCCUAUGUGAUGGGGUUUUCUGGUGCCAUGGCCCACACAGGAAGCAUGCUGAGACUGUCCUUUUGUAACAACAACAUCAUCAAUCACUAUAUGUGUGACAUACUUCCUCUCCUGGAGCUCUCCUGCACCAGCACCUAUGUCAACGAGUUGGUUGUUUUCAUUUUUGUGAGCAUUGACAUUGGAGUCCCCACUGUCACCAUCUUUAUCUCUUAUGCUUUAAUACUUUUCAGCAUCCUCCAUAUCAACUCCACAGAGGGCAGGUCCAAAGCUUUCAGUACUUGCAGCUCCCACAUAAUUGCAGUUUCUCUUUUUUUUGGGUCUGGAGCUUUCAUGUACCUCAAACCUUCUUCUCUUCUCUCCAUGAGCCAAGGGAAAGUGUCCUCUGUGUUCUACACCAUUGUGGUGCCCAUGCUGAACCCUCUGAUCUACAGCCUGAGGAACAAGGAUGUCAAAUUGGCUGUCAGGAAAAUCCUGAGCAGAAGAAUAUUCUGA
Molecule: messenger RNA, 999 nt
Organism: Vombatus ursinus (common wombat)
Lineage: Eukaryota; Metazoa; Chordata; Mammalia; Diprotodontia; Vombatidae
Product: olfactory receptor 145-like
Exons: 2
Coding region: 58-999 (313 amino acids)
Biological process (GO): sensory perception of smell; G protein-coupled receptor signaling pathway
Cellular component (GO): membrane
Molecular function (GO): olfactory receptor activity; odorant binding; G protein-coupled receptor activity
Source: RefSeq, a predicted model, not a curated record